AUGAUGAUAGCGGCAACGGCAACGGCGAUGGCAACGGCGGUUUUAAUAUAUGCGCCAUUGAAAAGGGAGGAAAUAACUCAACUCAGAGUGAAAACAGCUGCCAUUACAAAUGAGGGUGUUACCAAAAAUGGCGAUAACGUUGCUAAUGAAAAUGGUAAUGAUAAUGAUGAUGAUGGUGAGAUAUCCAUUAGUUGA
Messenger RNA from Trypanosoma brucei brucei TREU927, 195 nucleotides. RefSeq lists its product as hypothetical. Bases 1 to 195 code for a protein of 64 amino acids. The transcript has a single exon. The record is from RefSeq and is a predicted model, not a curated record. Lineage: Eukaryota; Euglenozoa; Kinetoplastea; Trypanosomatida; Trypanosomatidae.